This is a messenger RNA of Meira miltonrushii, 405 nucleotides long. RefSeq lists its product as uncharacterized. Bases 1 to 405 code for a protein of 134 amino acids. The record is from RefSeq and is a predicted model, not a curated record. The transcript has a single exon. NCBI's taxonomy places the organism in Eukaryota, Fungi, Basidiomycota, Exobasidiomycetes, Exobasidiales, Brachybasidiaceae.
AUGAUACCUGCCAUCGAAACAAACCUUCUUAGAAAAACAUUGAUCAGUGAUUCAUCUUCAACGGACGUUUUUCCAGCAGGAAUCAAAGAUACUUCAGUCGAAUCUUCACAAUUAGAUUUCUUCAAGUUUUCCAUCAAAUACAACUAUGAUACCGAAAUUCUAGUGAUCGAAGAGGAAAUUAUAUUUUUACCUCAAAUAGCAUCUUACAGAUCCUCUACAAAAUUAAUCGACACAAAAGCUGGUUUAAAUGAUCUAACACGUAGGAGCGCAUACUCAUUGCAAAACAUUAACACACAGUUCACCAAUCCGGACGACUCAUUUUUCACAAAAUGUAGUUGUAAAUUGGGUCAAGCUUCUUCCUCAUGCAUCAUAAAAGCUUCAAGUACAUGCAUCGAAAAAUUUUGA